UCAGCUGACUCCUCCCGGCCAAUGGGUGGGCGCUAAUGGCGGAGCUGCCCGGCUCGCGCUCGCUCGCUGCAGCCUCGGGCCCGGCCUCGCGCUCUCGCCGUUCCCUCGCUCAGAGCGCUCCCCGGCCCGGCCUGGCCUGGCUCCCAGUGCCGCAUACCGCCUACUGAAGUGCAGAAUAACAUUGUUCUCCAAUGGAUGUCUCGGAUAGUCCUGAUCGUGACCCUCAUUCCCCUGAGGACCAACUCUCUGAAGAUGAUCUAUUGCUUGAGGGUGGGCAUGAAAACGAUGAUGAAGAGGACAUAAGCAAACGUUCAGACAAUGAUGGAGAAUGCAUUGAUUCUGAGGAUAACGACCAUUGCAGUGAUGCUGAGAAUCAUAGUAUUGGUGAACUUGAGAAUGAGGGGAGUCGGGACAAUGGGGAAACCCAUGAAUCAGAGGCAGAAGAGGAGGAGGAAAAGUUGAGAGAAGAAGGAGAUUACAGUGAAGAAAGUGGAAGUGAGGAGCCAUCUAAAGACUUGGAUGCAGGAUUUGAUCACGACAAUGUUGCAAGCCCAAAAAGAACUUCCAAUACUGAGCAAACUGAUAAAGCUGUUUCUGAGAAACAGGAUUCCCAAAUUGAUGAGGAGACUGCAAAUGAUUCCAAGGACGAAGCAUCUUCUGUCAUCAGGGACUUGGAUGAACAUGAGCUGGACUACGAUGAGGAGGUCCCUGAAGAACAGCCAGGGGCUGUGACAGAAGACAGUGAAAAACAAAGCACGGAAGAGAAAAGUAGUGACUCUCCAAAGGAGGGUGAAAUGGAGAAAAGUCAACUUGAAGAGAGAAAGUCUGAAAGAGACAGAAAAGAUUCAUUUCGUGAGAGAAAAAAGGAUGAAGACGAUGGGGAGCUUGAUGAAGGAGAAGUUGAGGAUGACGAUCUUGAGGAAGGUGAAGUGAAAGAUCCCAAUGAAAGAAAAGUCCGACCAAAGCCUAUCUGCAGAUUCUACAUAAAAGGUAACUGCACGUGGGGAAAUAAUUGUCGAUUUAUUCAUCCAGGAAUAAAUGACAAAGGAAAUUAUUCACUGAUAGCCAAACCAGAUCCUUUUUCACCAAAUGGAGGACAUCACCUGGGACCCCAUCCAUUAAUGCAGGCCAACCCUUGGGAAACACAUGUUUUGGGUGCUCCAGUGAUUGAUGAAUUGAUGCCACCCAUUCCCUUGGAACCUCCAGCAGAGAGUGCAUGGGAAAGAGGCUUACGACAUGCAAAAGAGCUCCUGAACUGUAUCAUGGAUAUGGUGGAGAAAACUCGGCACUCCCUGAUGGUGCUGCGUCGUUGCCAGGAAGCUGAUCGGGUAGAACUUCAUCACUGGAUCUGUUGCUAUAGAAAUGCUGAUGAUAUGAGAACGGGAGUACAUGGACAGAUUCCACAGGGACAGGGUUAUAUACAGGAAGAGAUUUGGAAAAAGGCUGAAGAGGCAGUGAAUGAGGUAAAGCGACAGGCAAUGACAGAGCUGAAGAAAGCCGUAUUGGAAGCAGAACACACGGCCCACAAAAUGGUCACUGCUGAGCGAGUGAAGAUGGAGUGUGCUCUGACUGAGACAAAGCAACAAGCCUCUGAGGCUAUCCAGUCUACCAGCAGGCAGCAAGAGGCUUCCAGUGAGGGUUUUUGGAAUUCUGGUCGGAAGGCAAGUGAAACCUACAGUGGCUGCAACGUGGCACGUUACUGUGACUCCUUCUGUCAGCACAAGCACUGGGAGAAGCAUCACCGUAUCUGUGGGCACAACGUUCAGCAUCUGCAAUCAAUCAAGACUGCAGGCAAUAGCCACAACGCUGUAACUCCCUCCCCGUCUCCGUCAGUAACCUCAGGCAGGGACAACGCUGUGAGUCCUUCCCUAUCUCCCUCAGUAACCUCAGGCAGGGACAACGCUGUGACUCCCUCCCCAUCUCCCUCAGUAACCUCAGGCAGGGACAACGCUGUGACUCCCUCCCCAUCUCCCUCAGUAACCUCAGGCAGGGACAACACUGUGACUCCCUCUCUGUCUCCCUCAGUAACCUCAGGCAGGGACAACCCUGUAACUCCCUCCCCAUCUCCCUCAGCAACCUCAGGAAGGGACAACCCUGUAACUCCCUUCACAUCUCCCUCAGUAACACCCAGCAGUGACAACCCUGUGAGUCCCUCCCCAUCUCCCUCGGUAACUUCAGGCAGGGAAAACCCUGUAACUCCAUCCCCAUCUUCUUCGGUAACUUCAGGCAGGGACAACCCUGUAACUCCCUCCCCAUCUCCCUCAGCAACCUCAGGUAAGGACAACCCUGUGAGUCCCUCCCCUUCCACCUUCCCUGCAGUAACCUCAGGUAAGGACAACCCUGUGAGUCCCUCCCUUUCCACCUUCCCUGCAGUAACCUCAGGCAGGGACAACCCUGUAACUUCCUUCACAUCUCCCUUAGUAACCUCAGGCAGGGACAACCCUGUCAGUCCCUCCCCUUCCACCUUCCCUGCAGUAACCUCAGGUAAGGACAACACUGCCUCCCCCUGGGCCAGCUCCAGCCAGCAGAUCCACCCAGAAGCUGUUGCCAGCGGCAGCGACACUGGAUCUACAAAUACCUCUUCUGUCUCUCCUCCCAUCCCAAUCCCUGUUGAAACUGCUUCCUUCUAACAUACAACUUUGCAGCUACCCAAAUGAACUUUUAACUUCAGAGUGAGAUUGUCACUUGUUCAUCCUCAAUGUUUCUGGAAUCUCAUUUGAUCCAAAUGGGACAGAGAAAUUAGUCUGAAUUUUUAAAUUCAUUUUUGGUUAUUUACCAAAUGUUCUCUGUUUUGGAGUGUGAAGGGUUCUGAACUUUAGCGAAACUUAUAAUCCCAGUGCAAAAACAAAUUAACCUUCAGCAAGAUCCCACAAAUAUUAUUGAAGAAACUUUUAACGUGGAAUGUCUUGUGCGUGCUUUAAGAAAUCACAAAUACUCACUUGGCCACCCCUUUCUCUCAGACUCUCUGUCCUUGAACACUGUAAUAUUCCAAGGAAUUCAUACUUCCAUGCUGUGAACAUGUAGUCAACGUAAAAGCUCUCACAGCUGGACACAGUACAGGUAGUUCUGUUAUAAUGUGUGUUUCUUUAACGCAAACUUUCUGCUGUACAGGUAUAGUGAUUUUCUAUAGCGUGAGGUCAUGUAAGAGUGCAACUAUUGCUUUAUAGGAGAACUACCUAUACUGGCUUUCAGACAUAUUUAAUCUCACAUACACACUCCCUAUACCUGCUCAAACUCAAAGGUGUGUUCACACUCCCUUGCUGGCCUGCGGGAAAAUACCAGAUACAUCCCAGCUCCAAAGUAAACCCCACGAAAAACGUCCUAUCUCAUACCCGUGUUGCGAUACCAAACGUGAAGCCAGCAGAACUCACUGAGCAAAUAUGGAGACCUUCAGCCAUGCAGUUCCUGACAAACACAAGUUCCACAUGGAGCAGUACUGACCAACCUUCUGGUAUUACAGCUGUGACUAGUUAGACUUGGGAAUAUCAGAUAUCCUAAAGACCCACUUACAACAAAGCCAGUCAGAUUGAGUAUGUGAUGGAUUCACUCCCAUAGACCUCCGUGCCCUUAAGCACCUGUUGAGAAAAAGAUACUGUUUUUUGCUUUGUGGAGACAGAAACAUAAAGAUGAAUAAAUGUGACAAUUGUGAAAAUUUUAAAAUCUUUUUAAGCAUGGCUGAAAUUUUGACUUGCUGAAAAUUCUAAUUCUGUACCACCCUUCAACCUUUAGUCUCACUGUAUUCUGCCUGAAAAUUCCCAAGGAAAGAUUUUGAUGCCAAGAGACUUGUUUUUCUCAUGAUGGCUCAAUGUGAUUCUCUGUUGUUCAGGUAUUUUAUCAAACCUGCAAUUGUUUUAUUCCCUGUGCGGACUGAAUUCAUACCUCCCAUCACCAAUGGUUACCCUACCUGCCCCUGUCUCUGAGCUGUUGAUAAUAGACAAAAUAAAGUAGGAGAACUUUCUGCAUUAGCUAGAUGUUUGCCUUUAAUACCUCAGAGAUUCAGCAGAUCUUCUGACCUCAGAAAGGCUGCACCAUCACUUACAUCGAUCAGCUUGCCCAUUCAGUGUGCGUGUUAAAAACAGAAAUUGCUGCAGAAACUCAGUAGGUCUGGCAGCAAUUGUGAAGUAAAAAAACAGAUGGCCGAUGGAAUGUUUGAAUACAGUGACUCUGGAUGCUGACAAUAUAGGCAGGAACUGGGAAAUAUAGAUUGGGGGUGGUUAAUUGGAGGUAAAUCCACGUCUGGCAUAUGGGAAUCUUUUAAAAAUCAAUUGAUCAGAGUUCAGGAUCAGCAUGUUCCUGUGAAAAUGAAGCAUAAGGAUGGCAAGAUUCAGGAAACUUGAAUGACGAGAAAUUGUGAGCUUAGUUAAAAAGAAAAAGGUUUAGGAAACUGAACACAGAUAGAGCCCUCAAAGAGAAAUACAAAGAAAGCAGGAAAGAACUCAAACAAGGAAUUUGGAGUUCUAAAAAGGGCCAUGAAAUGUCUUUGUCAAACAGGAUUAAGGAAAAUCCCAAGGUGUUUUAUACACAUAUAAGGAGCAAAUGGGCAAUUAGGAAAAGGGUAGGUCCACUCGAGGACAAAGGAGGGAAUUUAUGUAUGGAGGCGGAGAAGGUGAGCAAGGUCUUCAAUGAAUACUUUGCAUCAGUAUUCACCAAGGAGAAGGACAUGGUGGAUGAUAAGUCUCAGGAGGGGUAUGUUGAUAUUCUAGGGCAUAUAAAUACAGGAGGUGUUGGAUGUUUUGAAAAGCUAGGGUAUUCAAUUCCCAAGGACCAUAUGGGAUCUAUCCCAGAAUGCUGAGGGAGGCAGGUGAGGGAAUUGCUGGGGCCUUGUACGAAAUCUUUGAAUCGUCUUCAGUUACAGGAGAGGUCCCAGAGGACUGGAAAAUAAACAAUGUUGUUCCUUUGUUUAAGAAAGGCAACCCAUGUAUAAUCCAGGAAAUUACAGGCCAGUGAGCCUUAUGUCAGUAGUAGGGAAAUUAUUGGAGAAGAUUCUUAGGGACAGGAUUUACUCAAUUUGGAAAAACACGGACAUAUUAGAAAUAGGCAGCAUGGCUUUGUGCAGAGAAGUUUGUGACUCACAAAUUUGAUUGAAUUUUUUCAGGAAGUGACAAAUAUGACAGAUGAGG
Molecule: messenger RNA, 5120 nt
Organism: Rhincodon typus (whale shark)
Lineage: Eukaryota; Metazoa; Chordata; Chondrichthyes; Orectolobiformes; Rhincodontidae
Product: zinc finger CCCH domain-containing protein 18-like
Exons: 10
Coding region: 192-2630 (812 amino acids)
Biological process (GO): negative regulation of DNA-templated transcription
Molecular function (GO): transcription corepressor activity; metal ion binding
Source: RefSeq, a predicted model, not a curated record